AUUGUCUCCUGGGCUCCUGACCAGCAUCACUUACAAUGGAUGAUAUUUACAAAGCAGCGGUUGAACAACUUACAGAAGAGCAAAAAAAUGAGUUCAGGGCAGCCUUCGACAUUUUCGUGCAAGACGCUGAAGAUGGCUGCAUUAGCACCAAGGAACUGGGGAAGGUCAUGAGAAUGCUGGGGCAGAAUCCCACCCCUGAGGAGUUACAGGAAAUGAUAGAUGAAGUGGAUGAAGAUGGGAGUGGCACGGUAGAUUUUGAUGAGUUCUUGGUUAUGAUGGUCCGGUGUAUGAAAGACGACAGCAAAGGAAAAUCAGAAGAAGAAUUAUCAGACCUUUUCCGAAUGUUUGACAAAAAUGCAGAUGGCUACAUUGACUUGGAUGAGCUGAAAAUGAUGCUUGAAGCUACUGGAGAGACAAUUACAGAAGAUGACAUUGAGGAACUGAUGCGAGAUGGGGAUAAAAACAAUGAUGGCAGGAUUGAUUAUGAUGAAUUUCUGGAAUUCAUGAAGGGAGUUGAAUAAAUGUGAGAUGUUAACUUCUGCCGGAGCCAUGCCCCCCCCCACCUGCAUAAUGAAUUUGGGAUUUUGUAUUAAAUAUGAACAUAAAUGAUAAAUACAGAAUACAACAGGGGUAUUGUCCCCUACAGCUGUUAUUAAACUACUACUUCCAGGUUAAACAUUCCUGGUGUACACAUAUCGACUGAUAUAAGCCUCACUUUCUAUGGAAAUUCUUUGUUAACAGUAAGGGCCAAUAUGUCAGCCCUUAUGCUUUCAAAGGGCAUCCUCAGUGAGCCACCAAGGAGAAAUACUUGCUCCUCCAGCAGAUGAUGGCUGAUAGCUCACAUUGUCCUGUGCACAAGAGUUAUACUGUGUACAUAGUAUUUUGUAGACUGUUUUAAAGUAUUAGAGUUGAAGUGUAAUGGCUGCAUAAUCCUGCUAAUAAAGCACUGUUAUACUCUACUCAUCCUCGGCUACCAAAACAUAACAUCCUUAGUGUACUGAAAUUUGAGUUGAGCAACAUCUGAUGGGCCUCCAGUUUUAUGACACAUGGGAGGGACUUAUCACUAAAUAGGAGUGGUUUAUGUGCAUAACUGGGUAUGGCUUGUUUAGUUCUGGGUGUGGCCUUGGGUAGUUGGGGUGUAGUCAUAUCUCCUUAAUGUUCACAUUUUACAAAGCAGACAGCCUUGGAUCCAGGCACAAUUUUAAUUCAGAAUAAGACUAAGUAUAUGUAAAAAGCCUUACUCCUGACAUUAACCCAUUCAUGGCUGAAGAGUUCAGAAGAAGUACAAUACUAAAUGCAAGUGUUACAGUGGUCCGGACAAGUGCCUUCACUCCUUUGUGCUAUUUUUAAACAUUUUUCUAAAACCGUUUGACAUUUUGUGCCCAAAUAACCCAGUCCAUGGCAUAAUUCUAUUUGCUUUGUGACCUUUUGCUUUUAAAUGUAAAUCGGUGAAAAUGUGCAAAACAACAUCAUUGGUGGCAUCAAAUGCUGUCACACUGUGUCUAUUAAUUUGCUAAUAAACUUGUUUGAAAGUUC
Molecule: messenger RNA, 1536 nt
Organism: Xenopus laevis (African clawed frog)
Lineage: Eukaryota; Metazoa; Chordata; Amphibia; Anura; Pipidae
Gene: tnnc1.L
Product: troponin C1, slow skeletal and cardiac type L homeolog
Cellular component (GO): myosin II complex; cardiac Troponin complex
Molecular function (GO): cytoskeletal protein binding; calcium ion binding
Source: RefSeq, marked provisional